AUGCUGCGGCGGCAGCUGCAGCAGCAGGAGCAGCUGCAGCAGCAACAACGCGUGCAGCAGCAGCAACACACUCAACAGCAGCAACAAUUGCAACAGCAGCAACAACCACAGGAGCGAGAGGGGUUACAGCAGCAAGAACAGCUGCAGCACAAGCGACGGCGGCGGCGCCAGCAGCAGCAGCAACAGCAGCAGACUUCCUGCUCCCAGCAACCUCAGCAGCAGCUGCAGCAGCAGCAGCAGCAGGAGCAGCAGCAGCAGGAACAGCAGCAGCUACAGCAAACCGAGCUUCAUCAGCUGCCCCACACGCAGCAGCAGCAGCAGCAACAGCAGCAACAGCAGAACCAAGCGCAGAACCAGCAGAACAAGCAGCAGCAGCAGCAGCAGCAGCAGCAGUUGCUGCAGCAGCACGGUUUGCUGUGGUGCCACCCCUUGAAGCGUUUAUUGCACCUGCGAGCGGCAUUUGAGCCGCAGCUGCUGCAGUUCUUUGGGGCCCCUGUGCUGCUGCUGCAGCAGCUAGACGUCGACAAUUGCUGCUGCUGCACCUCCUGCUGCUGCUGCGGGCUACAGCUUCAGCAGCAGCAGCCGCACGAGGAGCGGCAGCAGCACGAGGAGCAGCAGCAGGGCGACAUGCUGCCACAGCAGACCGACAGUACGUGCUGCAACUCAACGGGCAGCAGCAGCAGCAGCAGCAGCAGCAGCAGCAGCAAUGGGAUGGCCUCUGUGAGGGGCCCACCUUCAAGUGCUUCCGCAGCGGGGGAAGCAGAAGCAACAGAAGCAGCAGCAGCAACAAGAGAAGCAGCAGCAGCAGGAAGGACAGCAGCGCAGUCAAUAGCAUCUAGAGAGUCAGCGAGGCCGACUGCAGCAGCCGCAGCAGCAGCAACAACAGCAACAGCAGCAGAGGCGAACCAGACCGCGGAUGGUGCUGCUGCUGCUGCUGCUGCCGAGCUGGAUGCCUUUGCUGCUGCAAGCAGUGCACUCUGCUGCAGCAGCAACUGUGAAUGCAUGGCCGAGGCAGCAGCAGCAGCAGCAGCAGCCGCAGCAGCAGCAGCAAGCUCCGACAGAACUAAACGGCGGCGGUUGCUGCGCGGGAGAGCAGCAGCAGCAGCAGCAGCAGCUCUUGAUUGCUACAGCAGCAGCCGCAGCAGGUCUGAGGUGCAGCAGUAUGCACAGCUGCUGCUGAUGCAGUCGAUUUUGCUGCUGCUGCCCACCCCACAGCUGCAGCAAGGGGACGUGGUGGUGUUUGCAUGCGACUGGCUGCUGCUGCUGCAGCGGCAGCUAGAGCAGCAGCAGCGCAGGGCUGCAGCAGAAACAGCAGCAGCAGCAGCAGCAGCAAAAGGAGCACAAAUUGAACCCAGCACACUCGAAGAAACAGCUAGGAGGUUGCUGCUGCUUCCUGCUGCGCUGCCGCUGCAGCUGCUGCGUAUAUUCCAGUCGGUUUUGCUGCAGCUGCAGCAGCAAGGAGAGCUGCAGCAGCAGCACCUUCUCGCUGCCUUCAAAGGCUAUUUGCUGCAGUGGAGGCGCCGCAGAAAUGCAGUAGCUGCUGCUCUUUUACAAGCAGCAACCGCAGCAGCAACAGCUGAUGCUGCUGCUGCGCAGCAGCAGCAGCUGCGGGAAGCAGCCGCAGCAGCAAAGCGUUUGCUUUCACUUGGAGAGAGACUUGCUCUUCGCCGAUUCAAGAGACUACAGCAGCAGCUGCUGCAGCAGCAGCAGCAGCAGCAACAACAACAGCAGCAGCAAGGUGACUGCAGGCCUGCCUUGAAGGGCAGAUCUGUUCCCAAGGCCAAAGGCCGCAGCAGCAGCAGUAGCAGCAGCAGCAGCAGCAGCAGCAGCAGCAGCAACAGCAACGGCAGCAACAGCAGCGACAGCAGUGAGCUGGCGCGCCAGUUUGAAAGGAGAGAGGCGGAUUUGCUGUUCGAAUUGCUCAGCAGCAGCAGCAGCAGCAGCAGCAGCAGCAGCAAGAGUCUGUCUGCGUACUGCUGCGCUAGGAACCGUUGGCUUCUUGGGGGCCCCAUGGGGGCCCCCUGUCUGUUGUGUGUGCAGCAGCAGAAAGAAGAUGCUGCUGCUGCGCUGCUGAUGCUGCUGGUGAGCUUAGGUUUACUGCGGCAUCCGCCUCUGCAGCGGCAGGUGCAGCAGCAGCAGCAGCUGCUGCUUCAGCAGCAGCAGCAGCAGCAGCCGGUGGUGCUGCUGUCGUUACCUGCUUUAGGCUCUUUGUGUCUGUGGCUGCAGCAGGGUGAGAAGGAGCUGCUGCAGCGGCUGCAUAAGAAUGCACAUAAAGAGUUGCUGCUGCUGCAGCUGCAGCAGCAGGUGCAGCAGCAACCCCUCAAGUCUUGCGGCUUGGGGCUGCGGUUCUUGCUGCUGUUUUUAAUUGGGGUGAGACGUGUUGCUGCUGUUCCGCUGCAGCCCUCAAACCAAAUACUGCUGCGAGCCUUCUAG
Messenger RNA from Eimeria acervulina, 2433 nucleotides. RefSeq lists its product as hypothetical. Gene Ontology annotation, molecular function: sequence-specific DNA binding. The transcript has a single exon. Gene Ontology annotation, biological process: regulation of transcription by RNA polymerase II; regulation of mRNA processing. The record is from RefSeq and is a predicted model, not a curated record. Lineage: Eukaryota; Apicomplexa; Conoidasida; Eucoccidiorida; Eimeriidae. The coding region runs from base 1 to 2433 and encodes 810 amino acids. Gene Ontology annotation, cellular component: nucleus.